Schistocerca americana (American grasshopper) is the source of this 1334-nucleotide messenger RNA. RefSeq lists its product as uncharacterized. The transcript has 6 exons. The record is from RefSeq and is a predicted model, not a curated record. Lineage: Eukaryota; Metazoa; Arthropoda; Insecta; Orthoptera; Acrididae. Bases 256 to 1077 code for a protein of 273 amino acids.
UUUCAAAUUUCUGUAAUGUUGGUAGACACCUCGUCGUCACGUAGUUAUAACAACUUUGCUUAAUUUGGUGCGGCGCUUUUGAUUUGAAAUAUUGAAUGUUUGUGCUGUGUAAUGUGUCAAAGUAAUAUCAAUAAUAGUGGCGAUUGCAUGAGCUCUUGACUUUAGUACUAUUGUUUGAGCCAUUAGCAUACAGAGACGGUAUAAAGAGGAUUAGCGUUCAAUAAGGCUGUGGAGUACUUGCCGUGGGAAGAGGACAUGGACUACUUACAGAAAGUGCUUGCAGAAAUUUCAGUGAAAGUGGAUAAUUUUCCUGUUGGAGCAGCAAAUGUCCAUGACAGCGUUUCACUAGAGUUUGAAAUAAACACAAUACAGUCCAAGGUACAAUGCACUAAAGCUGAUGUACUCAUCUUACAAGCAUUGACAGAAAUUGCUAAAAACUCUAAUGCAAAUAGAGGCAAAACAGAUCUCACACACAUAGCAAAAUAUGAGAAUGCUCUGGUGGAUGAUGCAUCAGCCAUAAAUCACCCACGAAAUAUGGCAGUUCUUGCAGAGGAGGCAGCAGCUUUACAGGAAGCUCUUGAAAUGCAACCCGAAGAAAUGGAGCACCAGCCCUUAUCGUGUCGCUCACUCUUGGAAUCUUGCUGCAGAUGGCUCGUUUAUGCCCCACAGCCCUCCUCAGUCUCAAACAGAAAAGAAGAAGAAACACGUAUAAAAAACAUUGUGCCUAAGUGUUCAUCAACUCAACUUGAAUUAUUGGAAAUUCAAAACGAUAUCAACCAAAAACUAAAAGAGAUCGAAGAAAUGGAAUGUACGCUUAUGAAGAAGAAAGCAAAGUAUGCCAGUGAUUUGGUGAAACAGAAGAAACAUUUGGAUAAAAAGAGAAGUUCUAAAGAUGAGGGAUAUGACAGGAAGAGCAAAAAUUUAAAAAACAUCGCAAGCGAAAUUAACAUGAUGAAAACUAUUAUACAGGCCCUUAUAUUUUUAUCACCAGAGUCGCUAGAAGAGAAAAAAGUUCUUGAAAUACUUGAGUUUACAAGAAAACCUCUGAACCUUGUAACAUAUAGCACACAAAUUUAAAAUGUGGAAGACUUCAUUAACACUAUUUAAAUCUGUUUUAUUUGCUAAGUAGGGAGGCUUGUAUCAUAAGAGUUUUGCUUCACUGUUCAGAUGGAUCUAAUAUGAAAGUCGUAUUAGUACCAUCGCCUUUACCAGGUGUUAAUGUAUUAUUUGGAUCAUCUUCCAUGUUCUUGUAUUACUAGUUUGUGAACUUUGUGUGUAACUGAGAAACAGACAUUUGUAAAUGCAAUUACAGAUUAGCAACAAUCUUUUUCAUA